GCAGCCCGGGCUGAGGGGCAGCGGAGGGUCGGUCACCUCCUCCAGCAGCAGCGCCGUGCGCGUGCGCGCGCGGGCCGGCGUGGAGGGACAGCAGUGUGAGAAGCGCGUGCGCGUGUUUCCAUGGAGUCCGUGCGGCAGCUGGAUUACCUCUUUGUCUGCGGUGAUGAAUGAGAGGAAGAGGAGGUGGUGCGUUCAGGUGUCACGGUGCUUCCCGGUUCACAGGCAGCAGCUGAACUCACCUGAGCUCCGGUCACGUGACAAACACCUGCUCAGGUAACCCAUGGCAACAGAUCCAACAGGAUCACCUGACCAGAUCCCCGUCGAUCAGCUGAGUCUGAACUUCCUCCUCUGAUUGGUCAGCAAGACUUUCACCUGCUAGACUGGGAUUAAACUGGGAUUGAGCAACAGGAGAACUUCCUGUUCUGUUUUAGUAAAACCAGAUUAGAUGUUCAGAUUGAGGAUUUAAGGCACUUGAACAGGUUACUGGACCUGGACCUGGUUCUGGUUCUGUUCGACCGGGCAGGUUUUUCCUUUGUGCCGUUGCCAUGGUUACCAGUGUGUUGACCUGGCCCGGAUCGGUUCUGAUGGAGCAGAAACAUUUUGGAUCAUCAGAACCAUCUGCAGUGACGGAGGUUCUGCUGCCUGAUCAGAACCGGGUCAGUUUGGGUUCUGAAAUGGAAACAUGUCGCUGACAGAACCAGUGGUUCUGAUCCGAACAGCCGUCAUCAGGACUACAGAUCUCUGAUCUAAAAAACUACAACUCCCAGCAGGAAGUGCUGAGAGCAGACCGGGUUCUACCGCUGGUUCUGAUCUGGUCCGGUCUGGUUCCGGUACCAGGGGAAGUCGAUGGUUCUCUGGUUCUCCUCCAGAACAUUAAUGAUGCCGGGUCGGUUCUGGUUCUGAAAGCACCUCAGAAGAACCAGACCAGAACUGAGUUGGACAGAACCACGGAGCUAAAGAGGUCCCAGCGCCGACCCGCUGGACCAACUGGACCAACUGGACCCGCUCUCACCAGCACCUCCUGCAGGCGGACCGGUUCUGAUGGUCCAAAUGGGUCGCAGGUCCAGAGGAGCGGAUCCAUAACUCCAGAUCCUUCCCGGAUCCGGCUCAGGUCCAUCUGACCCCUGACCCCGCCCCCUCCCCUCUGAUGAAGUCAUGAGUCGUUCAUGAAUGAGCCAAUCAGAGGCAGGCGAGUUCGUGCUGGUCCCGUUCGUGUGGUGACCUUUGACCUCCUUAUCUCUGGGCGAGAGACACAGAGAGAGAAAGUGGAACAGGAAGAGACGGAAUCGACACGACGGCCGAAUACACACCGACACACACCGAGGGGAGACUUCUCCAGAGAGCCUGUUGUCCGUCUCAGCAGCGAGGGGAAAAGGAACGCUGCUCCUCCUGACAUCCGGAACGUCGACUCAAAGCUCGUCUGUUCAGCUCAGUGGCCAUGUCUAAAGCCACGGUCAAGAAGCUCCACUGGCGCUCCAAGGUCCAGGAGAGCUUCGUUCCGCUGGGCGCCGGCGCCGGCUCCGGAGAGCUGGGUCUGGCCGUCGGAGGCGGAGCUGAUUAUGGGGAGUUUCCCUUUGUCACCGCCGCCCCUGGGGGCGGGGCCACGGUGGGUGACAUCAUCCUGGAGAUCGGGGGGACGCCAGUGUUGGGGAUGACGCUGGGCGAUGUCCGAGGAGUCCUGAACUCCUGUCCUCAUCCAAUCAGAAUCAAGACUGUGUUCCCAGGUUCCUCUCUGUGUAAAGACCUCAGGUUGUACCUCAGCAAGUGUUUCACUCCGGGUUCCAUGGACAGUCAGCUGCAGCAGCUCAUCAGGGAGAACUUGUACCUGCGCGCUGUGCCGUGUACGACCCGGCAGCCGCGGGACGGCGAGAUCUCAGGUGUGGACUACAACUUUGUGUCCAUCGAGGAGUUCUUCUCUCUGGAGGAGUCCGGAGCACUUCUGGAGAGCGGCAAGUUCAAAGGGAACUAUUAUGGAACGCCUCGCCCCGUCCACAUUGGACCAGAGAGCCCUCCAAUCACGUACCAGGAACAUCGCAACCUGCUGAGGAACUUCCGGACCCGGAGCAAGUCUCUGAGCAACCUGGAGAAAGCCGUGGAGGAAGGAGACAACAGCGAGGAUGAUGGCGCGCCGUCAAGUAGGGCGCCGCCAAGCUCCGCCUACCGCCGUAGGCCAGGUCGGGUCGUAACCGGGCCGCUCUCCGCAGGCUCGGCCCCGCCCACGGCGCUGCCGCUCAGCCAAUCGUGGGACUCGACAGUCGGGAGUCGGGAGGGAAUGGAGAAUGGAGCCGGAGGAAGAGGAAGAGGAGGAGCUCCACUUCCUGAGAACUGGGAGCUGGCCUACAGCGACUCAGGAGAGCCAUACUACAUCAAUCACGUCUCAAAGACGACCAGUUGGGUGGAUCCUCGAACGCAGAGCAAAGAGUCGACGUCCGCCACAGAACUUCCAGAGUUCACGGACCAGCCGAGCCUUCUGAGAGGUUACUCCAUCCACACCCGGCUCUCCAAAGGUCCUCGAGGUUUCGGCUUCAACAUCGUCGGAGGAAGUCGCCCUCAGGAGUUUCUGCAGGUGUACAGUGUCACACCUGGAGGACCGCCCACUCUCAGUACAGCGGACAUCUUGGUCUACAUCAAUGACUGCUGUGUGCUGGGCCGCUCCCACAAGGAGGUGGUGGAGAUGCUGAAGGCGGUGCCGAUGGGUCAGAGCGUGGAUGUGGUUCUGAGGAGAGGAUACCCCAUGCUCUACAACCCGGACGGCUGUCCCAAACAGAACCUGGAGCCUCAGACUCCCAGCGAUUCCUCCAGCCAGAGCAGAGGCCUGACGCAGCUCACCUUCAGCCGGACGCUGGACGCCAACGGCAGCACGGCAGGUCCAGCACGAACCCCGCCCUCUUAUGCCACUCAGCCAAUGACAAAUGGCCUGGCUGGACCUCCGACCCCCACGUCCUCGGAGGCGUCGCAGGUCCCCCCUCCCUCCGCAGACAGGACUCCACCCAGUCACAGCGACUCUGAUGGCGGUCAAUCAAACAGUGGAACUCGAAGGUCUUCUCUGAUUCGCUACAACAGCAGCACGCUCCCUGCCCUCUCCUCUUCCUCACUCCUCCUGCACCAGAGCUCCAAGUCUUCAGAGAGCGACCUGUCCACAUCCACUCUCCCCAACAUCUCCUCGUCCUCCCACGUGUUGUCCAAGCUGCCCCUCACCCAAAUUGAUUUGGGUCUUCUCCAGGACUUCAGCACUAGCAGCAGCGACCCCGCCUCCUCCUCCGCUCCUCCUUCUGCUCCCGCUCAGCGCCAACAGAAGCCUCAGACUUCCCUCGCUGCGCCGCCGCCCAGAGACGUUCCCCCCUGCGGCUUCAACGGCUGUCCGGCGAACCACGCGCUGACCCCGUCGUCCUCCAGGGGGCCCGCGGGUCUGGUGCUGCCUCUGGGGUCGGAGGGGUCACCGCUUCGAGGUGAACUGGUCCCGGUGGCUCUGGGUCACAGCGAGAGCGGUGGCCUGGGGUUCAGCGUGACGGCGGGAGGUCAGGGAGGCCAGCAGGCGGUGGUGAGGCGGGUUUGGGACCGGAGGCAGUGUCCCUCACUGCAGGCCGGAGACUUGGUGAUGAAGAUCAACGGAGCCGACGUGCAGAGCCUCAGCUUCACUCAGGUGCAGAGAGUCCUGCAGGAACACACCAAGCAGGGGGAGGUGGUGCUGCUUGUGCAGCGAGGAGGAGGUCCCAUCUCCUCUCCUCUCGUGACCCCUAACCUCUACAAGCCUCUCUGCUCCCCUCACGUCCUGACCACGCCCUCCUCUCCCCCCUCCGCUGACCUGCCGUCCACUGAUCCCCCCCUGGGUGGAGUGCCUCCUCUCAGCCAGGCCGGUUUGGGCCUGGAGGCGCCUGCAGGGACCCACCAAGGUUCUCCUGCUCAGACCGCCAUCGGCCCGCCUGUCUCCUCCCUCAUCCAGAGCACCAGCUUCCUGGACUCGGUUCCCGUGACGUUGACCUUGGAGCCCCGUGACCUGCAGGGCGUGGAGGACGGCGGCGGUCCUGUCCGGGGCGGAGGAGCCAAAGAUGGAAGAGGCGGAGCCAAGAUGGUGGAAGUGGAGCUGAGGAGGCGGCCGGGCGAAGGCUUCGGGUUCGUCAUCGCCUCCCAGGAAGUGAGCGGAGCGUCCUCCCUGAUGUCACACCGCUUCGUCACGGUGCGGCGCGGCAGCCCGGCGGCGCGCAGCGGCCAGAUCCGACCCGGAGACCGGCUGGAGGCGGUGGAGGGAAGACCGGUCGCCGCGCUGCAGCACCGGGACCUGGCCCAGAUCCUGAGGAGGGCCGGGAACACGCUGAGGCUGAGCGUGGCCCCCAAGUCGUCCUCCGACGGCACCGACUUCGACACGGACAGACGGCUGGUCAAAGGGCCCAGAGGGAGGUCAAAGGACGAGACCCGGUUCUACAGCGUGGAUCUGGAGCGAGGGCCCACCGGCUUCGGCUUCUCUCUGCGGGGCGGCAGCGAGUACAACAUGGGGCUGUACGUGCUGGGGCUGAUGGACGGGGGGCCGGCGCAGAGGAGCUCCAAGAUACAGGUGUCGGACCAGCUGGUGGAGAUCAACUGCGGCAGCACGGCGGGAAUGACCCACAGUCAGGCGGUGGAGCAGAUCCGCAGAGGAGGAAACCGGAUCCACCUGGUUCUGAAGAAAGGCAACGGAUAUGUCCCAGAUUACGGCCGUGAGGAAGGAGCCCCCACCUCCUCUUCCUCCUCACAGGAGCAGGAGUCCGUCACCAUGGCAACAGCUUCCCUUGGCAGGUGGAGGAGAGGAGGCGGUGGGGGGAGGAGGACUGGAGUUGCAGGAGCUCCUGACCUGGACCUGGACCUGGUGGAGGAGGAGGCUGAGGAGGAGAGGAGGAAGAUGAGGCGGAGAAGGGAAGAAGAGGAGGAGAUGAAGAGUCAGGUGGUAAGAGAGGGGAGGAGGAGCAGGAGCUUCCCCCGUGACUCCCUGCUGCCAGAGGAGGUGCUGAGGGGGCGGAGCCACACCGUCAGCCACGCAAAGCAUCAUAGGAGCUCCGCUGCAGCUCCGCAGGCGGCGUUCUCCUUCCUCAGGCCCAUGAGCGAUGACGGGCCUCUGUCUGACAGCCAAUUGCCAGCCAGCUUCUUGGAGGUCAGCCAAUCAGCAGCCAGCAUGGUUCCUACGGAGCGAUCUGACUGGAGGAGGGAGCCGGGGAGUGGGCGGGAUCUCUGGCUGAAACCGAGCUCACGACGGCUGACCCAGGUUCUGAUUGGCUGCAGUCAGAGUGGGCGGGACUUAGCAGACGGGCUUUCUCUCUGAUUGGCCAGCAGUGAUGUUUAUGCUUCAUAAGGGCUUCUGUGAUUGGCCGCUGAGAGAAGCCCCGCCUCCUGCUGAUGGAGCCACACCUCAUUAUCCAUCAUGCCUCAUUCUCAAUACUCUGACUACACGUCUCCGCCUUGUACUGUGGUUACCGUGGCAACUGGGCCUGCUGCAUGUUUGGUUGAAGUUCCUCCAGUCUGUAUGCAAAUGGCGGCGCCCCCUGGUGGCCGUAUGUCAGCAUGUGAAUACAACCGGAAUGAUUUUUUAUUUUUGUAACGUGUAAAUGAUCCUGACAUGAUUAUUGAUAUCUGAUAUAUUAUUGAUAUGAUUAGAGAUGAAAAGAAUCUGCUUGCUUGUAAAGAGAAACUAAUGAUUUAACAGAGCCAUAACCACACACACACACACACACACACACACUGAUGUCAGGUCCAGCUGUUCUCCAGCGUCACCAUAGCAACCAUAGCGACAGGAUGACGUGCAGCUCCGGAUCAGAACAAGUGCCUCGUUUGUUUCCUGUCUUCUGUCCGCCAUGCUCCUCCAUGAUGCCCACUGGCCACGCCCACUCACACACACACUCACUCACACACACACACAGCUUUUCUAUCAAAUAAAGUCCAAGGAAACAUUC
Messenger RNA from Xiphophorus hellerii (green swordtail), 5921 nucleotides. RefSeq names its product MAGI family member, X-linked a (gene magixa). Gene Ontology annotation, molecular function: protein binding. NCBI's taxonomy places the organism in Eukaryota, Metazoa, Chordata, Actinopteri, Cyprinodontiformes, Poeciliidae. The record is from RefSeq and is a predicted model, not a curated record. Gene Ontology annotation, cellular component: cell-cell junction; cytoplasm. Gene Ontology annotation, biological process: signal transduction. The transcript has 21 exons. Bases 1439 to 5293 code for a protein of 1284 amino acids.